Molecule: messenger RNA, 1119 nt
Organism: Fraxinus pennsylvanica
Lineage: Eukaryota; Viridiplantae; Streptophyta; Magnoliopsida; Lamiales; Oleaceae
Source: the annotation of a GenBank genome assembly
AUGUUAAAGAAUAAAUUGAAACUGGGUUCAACAGUAAAGCAAAUUAAAGGAGCUGCAUCUGCAUCGGCUUUGUAUCACCCAUUAAAAGUUUCAAGUCGAACGAAGAAAAGGAUGAUAACAAUUUGUGGACAAUACCAUUUGAUCAAAACAGAUGAUCAACUUGAAGCAAUCUCAAUAAGGCUUCCGGUUGAUAAGGCUGACCUGAAAAGGAAAAAGAUUAAAUUGUCUCCGGCGAUGUCACUUGCUGGAGCAGAGAUGGAUGGCACAUCGGUGGCUACGGUGAUGCUAAGCCUUAAAGAUGCCACGAGUUGGUGGGAUGUUAUGAAUGAGUCACCCGUUUGGCAGGAUCGCAUAUUUCACGUCCUCGCUGGCCUUUCUGGAAUCGUCGCCGCCGUUGCUCUUGUACAAUUGGUAAGGAUACAAUGGAGAGUGCCAGAGUAUGGUUGGACCACACAGAAAGUCUUCCAUUUUCUCAAUUUCUUUGUCAAUGCAGUUCGAUGCUUAAUAUUUGCAUUUCGCCGGAACGUACAAAAGUUGAAUCCAGAGAUUGUGCAACAUAUCUUGCUUGAUAUGCCAAGUCUUGUGUUCUUCUCAACAUAUGCACUCCUAGUGUUAUUCUGGGCAGAAAUUUAUUACCAGGCACGUGCUGUAUCAACGGACGGUCUGAGGCCUACGUUCUACACAAUUAAUAUAGUGAUAUAUGCCAUUCAGAUGCUUUUGUGGCUAAUUAUAUGGUGGAAGCCCGUCCCAGUUCUGAUAAUCAUGUCAAAGAUGUUCUUUGCAGGCGUGUCUUUAUUUGCAGCUCUGGGAUUUCUUGUUUAUGGUGGAAGGUUGUUCUUAAUGUUACAGCGAUUCCCUGUAGAAUCAAAAGGGAGGCGCAAGAAGCUACAGGAGGUUGGCUACGUAACCACAAUAUGUUUUACAUGUUUUCUCAUUCGCUGUAUUAUGAUAUGCUUUAAUGCAUUUGACAAAGCCACAGAUCUGGAUGUUUUGGAUCAUCCUGUUUUGAACUUUAUAUAUUACCUGUUAGUAGAGAUAAUACCUUCUUCGCUUGUCCUCUUCAUACUGAGGAAGUUGCCUCCAAAACGCUUAGUCACACAAUAUCAGCCCUUCCAUUGA